ACGCCCGUGCGGGUUGUCGGUGUCGGGACGCUCCGCGAAGCCGAUCCGCGAGCGCAUACCCGUUCUCCCCUCUACCUGGACCCGCCGUCGAGGCAGAGAGCGUAGAAGAGACGAAGCAACAGGACGAAACACAAACACAGAGAUCGAGCUAGAGAGAAAGAUAUAUAUACCCUAAAACGCUACCCGCCUCGUACCGGGAACAUUUCAGUCAACCCUUGCGCAUAAUUCUGCACCGAUUGUAAUAUCGAAGGCGAACACUUAAAAAAAAAAACAAAACAAAAAACAAUAAACAAAGGGAAACGAUCAUCGAAAUUUUGUCACGGACAGAAUUCGCGAUCAUCGAACGAUCGUCGUCGUGUCGACGAUUCAGUGAUCGGAUCGAGAUAGUUGUUAUCGAUGACCCGGUAGAGGCGAAUGGUGAACGGUCGCGAAAUCCUGGGGAGACGUUAACCGGCUAAAUGGACCAUAAAUAGUGUCCGGCAAACGGGGAAAGGCGAACGGGACAGGGAAGAAAUACCGACGUUCCUCGUCGGCGACGCUUUUUUCCCGGCAGGGUGGCUGUCUGUCGGGUGACGGAAUACCCGUCUUCCAAGGAAUCCUAGUGAUCGAGUGAUCCGACCCGAGCUGGUCCCGUUCCCACAGCGUUCACUGGCCUACCGGAAGCCGGCGGGACCGGCCGACAACUUCCGUCUUCUUUGGGAGAGUGACCAGGAAGAUCGGGGGUCGACGCGCCUGCUUUCGUUUCCAUCGGUCGCGCUCUGCCCAGUUAUUUUAUGGUUUCUCGAUCCAGAGUGUCCUUGGAACAGUCGUUGCCAGUGCGGUGUGAACGGACUGUCCGGUGAUGCUCGAGGGUGUUUAGAGGUGCUUCGUAACGGCUUCACGGGAUCGAGGAUCGAUCCUGGGCCUGGGAACCUGCCGGGAGCUGCACCUUCGAGGACACCUCGGGUUGGUGAACAGGCUGCCUCGAUGCAUUACGGAUCCUCGUGGGCGGUGGAAUCUGACGAAGCGGGGAAAUGUUUGCCUGAAUUAAGUGUCACGCGCGGGACUCUCCGAUGCCUGGCGUCGUCGGACAAAAACGGCUCGAAGACGUCGCGGAAAUAUCGUCGAAUCGCCCUCGAGUAAUCGUUGAUUUCGUUCGCGCGUAGCAAGGCCAUCGGUGUGUCGCGGGGAUUUUGAGAAAAUUCGUCAAGUCGCACGAAGAAAUUGAUGUCUCGGUUGGGAACGGGUUUGCUCGAGGAGACGAAAGAAUCUCGCCGCUGCCAUUUUGGAUGGUUGCAUGCCGCCUCUGCGAUCCUGGCUAACGUUUUCCCGUUAAAACGUUGUUUGGUGUAUUCGACGGGCGCCGGUAUUCAUGGGAAUUGAUCGGGGCUGGCAUUGUCAUGUAAAACGGCGGGCCAGCCAUGUAAAUUUGGCCAAUCGACGAGCCGUAGGAACGUUUCGCGCGAUCGGCCGAUACCAUGAAGCAGAGAUCGAGGAGGCAGGAUCGAUUAAGUGGGCGACUUCCAGGACCAGUCCAUUCGGCAACGGCGAUCGCCGAAAAUGUUAAUCGACUGCUCGUGAAUUGAUGUGGAGCGAAGACGGCGGCUGCGAUGAGCGGCUAAGGUGGAUCCGCGGGGUCGAGGAAUCGAGCCGAAGAUUUCCAUGCACGAGCCGAGCCACCCAGGAAUCCCAUGGUCGAGAGGAGAGGCGAAGCAUGACGUAGCCGUCGACAAGGGGGGCGCUUCGGAUGCUCCGAGCUGCCGAUUAGGGUCGUAUGGAGGGGACGGACGCAAUCACCACGGAAGGCACCCUGCUUCUGAACCUGACGACCAUCGCCACGCAAGACGUCGACGGCUUCUUCCGAGGUUUUCCCGGCAAAAACUCACCCUACACGGCCGCGCAGGCAAUACUUAUCGCCCUGGUGCUUGGUACUAUCAUCGUCGGGACCGUGAUCGGCAAUAUUCUGGUCUGCGUUGCCGUGUUUCUCGUUAGGAAGCUGCGAAGACCGUGCAACUACCUGCUGGUGAGCCUGGCAGUUAGUGAUCUCUGCGUCGCUCUUCUGGUAAUGCCGAUGGCGUUGCUCUACGAGAUCUCCGGUAAUUGGUCCUUCGGCGCAAUUAUGUGCGACGUUUGGGUUAGCUUCGACGUGCUCAGUUGCACGGCCAGCAUCCUGAACCUCUGCAUGAUCUCCGUCGAUCGAUUUUGUGCCAUAACGAAGCCGCUGAAGUACGGGGUGAAAAGAACUCCGCGGAGGAUGAUCAUUUACGUCAGCCUGGUCUGGUUGGGAGCAGCCUGCAUCAGUUUGCCGCCGUUGCUGAUUAUGGGCAACGAGCACACCUACUCGGACACCGGCUCGUCCCACUGCGUCGUCUGCCAAAAUUUCUUUUAUCAGAUCUACGCCACCCUGCUCAGUUUCUACGUGCCUCUCUUCGUCAUGAUCCAAGUCUACUACAAGAUAUUCUGCGCGGCGCGGAAGAUAGUCCUGGAGGAGAGGAGGGCGCAGAGCCACUUGGAGGCGCACUGCUACCUCGACAUAGAGCCCACGGUUCAGCACCACCACCCGGUCCCGGUAAACCGUCAAUUAAGCUCCGACAUACACGCGACCCACGGAAGCCCUCCCGUGAAACAGCACCGAAGUUCCAGCGCCUCGACGACGGUGAGUAAAUGAAUCGAUUCGACGCCG
Megalopta genalis is the source of this 2662-nucleotide messenger RNA. Lineage: Eukaryota; Metazoa; Arthropoda; Insecta; Hymenoptera; Halictidae. The record is from RefSeq and is a predicted model, not a curated record.